AGAGGAAAUUAUUUGGAAGCUGUUAUAGACUAUAGUCACAGUGAGUUUGAAAAAUUUCUAUAAACACAAUCUUAGACGGUACUAUUGCUCAAGAAUCAAUAUCAUGAACACUUAUUAUCAUGUUAUGGGAUUAUUGUUGCUCGUAUGUUACCUUAAUACGUUGGUGGUGGAGUUUGCACAUGGAACAACAGAUUUGGUUAACUAUCCACAAGAUUUAACAUGUGGAAAUCAAGUUAUCAAAUUCCCUUUCCAUAUCAAAAACCAAAAUCCAAAUCCAUCUUUGCAUGGCUAUCCAGAUUUUGAGUUAUUUUGUUCAUCAAAUAAUGAAACUAUGAUUGAACUUCCUUACAAAGUGAAACUCAAUGUUAAGAACAUUGACUACAAACACCAAACCAUUGAACUAUUUGACCCACAAAGUUGUCUUUACAAACAUAUCCACAACCUCAAUCUUUCAGAAUCUCAUUUCAACUACUUGAAACAUGACUACGAUGAUUUUGUCGACCAUCACUUUUUCAAUUGUUCGCUUUUGAAUAGAGAUUGGAUGGAUUCCUAUUCGGUUUCGUGUCUAAGAACUUCCACCUCUCAAAUAUAUGCUAUCCCUUCUAGUACAAAUAUUGAAGACCUUCCUCUUUCGUUUUGCACCAAAAUGUUUAAUGUUUCAUUCAAACCUUCUGAUUCUCUUCGUUUGACGUGGUCUGAGCCUAAUUGUAAACACUGUGAAUCAAAAGGAAAAAUAUGUGGUUGGAAAAAUACUACUAGUAACAGUGACAACAAGGAAGUAGAUUGUGUCCCAAAAAACAAGAAAGGUUCAUCAAAGGCUCUAGUAAACACAGGAUCAAUUUUAGGAUCGUUGUUUUUCAUCUUGUUGAUUGGUGGAGUCUUCCAUAUUUAUGACUCUUACAUACUAAGGAAAGAAAAACAAGCAAUUAUAGAAAAGUUUUUAGAAGACUAUAGAGCUCUUAAGCCAACCAGAUACUCUUAUGUAGAAAUUAAGAGAAUCACAAAUAAUUUCGGGGAUAUGUUAGGACAAGGAGCCUAUGGAACUGUUUAUAAAGGAAGCAUUUCAAAAGAAUUUAGUGUUGCUGUGAAGAUACUAAAUGUUUCUCAGGGAAAUGGCCAAGACUUCCUAAAUGAAGUGGGUACAAUGGGUAGAAUACACCAUGUUAAUAUUGUUCGUUUGAUCGGUUUUUGCGCCGAUGGCUUUAAAAGAGCUCUUAUUUAUGAGUUUUUGCCAAAUGGUUCUCUACAAAAGUUCAUAAAUUCACCGGACAACAAGAAAAACUUCCUUGGCUGGAAAAAGUUGCACGAAAUUGCUUUAGGAAUAGCUAAAGGAAUUGAAUAUCUUCAUCAAGGUUGUGAUCAACGCAUCCUCCAUUUUGAUAUCAAGCCACAAAAUGUGUUACUUGACCACAACUUUAUUCCAAAAAUAUGUGAUUUUGGUCUAGCUAAAUUAUGUUCAAGGGAUCAGAGCAUAGUGUCAAUGACCGCGGCUAGAGGAACUUUGGGCUACAUUGCUCCAGAAGUUUUUUCAAGGAACUUUGGAAACGUGUCUUUCAAAUCGGAUGUUUAUAGUUAUGGAAUGAUGUUGCUUGAAACGAUAGGAGGGAAGAAGAUCACAGAGGAUUUAGAGGAAAACAGUAGUCAUGUUUACUAUCCGGAGUGGAUUUAUAAUCUUAUAGAUGAUGAAGAGGAAAUGAGAAUUCAUGUUGAUGAUGAAGGGGAUGAAAAAAUUGCAAGAAAAAUGGCCAUCGUGGGACUUUGGUGCAUUCAGUGGCAUGCUAUGGAUCGACCAUCAAUGCAAAUGGUGGUUCAAAUGUUGGAGGGAGAUGAAGACAAAACUCCAAUACCUCCAAAUCCCUUUGCUUCUCAAUCUAGACGGCCUAGGAAAAAUAGUGCAAUUGCAACUACGGGACAUCUAGCACAAGAUUUAGAUGUGAUUCACGAGUUAGAUUGACUUGAAAUUGUGAAAUAUGUGUUGCUUUAUCUUUAGUUUCGUUCUCUUUCUUCCUUCAAAUUGAUAUUAGGACUGAAAUAACACAGCAAUAGGCAAAUGCUAAGGUGGAUGAGCUUCUCAUGUAGUUUACCAUAGUCCAGAAAAGUUUUGCAUUACUUUAUAAAUCUAUAAGUCUUGGCUAAUUCUUGAAUAUUGACCCUUGUUCAAACCAAAUAUUGCUAAACAAUCAGCCUGCUUCCUCUCA
Molecule: messenger RNA, 2198 nt
Organism: Medicago truncatula (barrel medic)
Lineage: Eukaryota; Viridiplantae; Streptophyta; Magnoliopsida; Fabales; Fabaceae
Product: rust resistance kinase Lr10
Exons: 3
Coding region: 104-1954 (616 amino acids)
Biological process (GO): protein phosphorylation
Molecular function (GO): ATP binding; polysaccharide binding; protein kinase activity
Source: RefSeq, a predicted model, not a curated record